AGACCAUAUGUUGCAACCGAUCUUUAUUAUGCUUCUCUGCUGUCGUUCUUUUCUCUUGGUCCUCUAUGUUUUUGACGUUAUUCACUUUACAUGCAUUUUUUAUUAGGAACUGUCAUACGUUCUUGGUUCUUCUUAUCUCUUUUUAUCUGUCUGCACUCUAACUAUAUCUUGGACUUCUGCAUGCAUUUUUUCAGUUGGUGAUGACUUACUCCUUUGCUUCCAGUUUACCAUUGGUUUUCACCAACUAUCUUCUUCCUUUUCCCUCCUUAUUUCAAUUGAUUUUGAAUUUGAAAGUUGUUUUGUAAUGUUGUUUUGAAUCCAUCUGUGAUCUUGGCUAUAAAUAGCUGUAUUGAGUGGUUCUUAUCAUCAGUCAUCUUCGUUUGCAUCUUAAAGGUUUUCUUAGGUUAUUUAGUGUUUGUUAUGGCUUCUGUGUUCGAUGAUCUUGCUAACAUUGAUAGUUCUAAAGAUUCAUGGAAGAUAUUGGUAAAAGUUGUUCAUUUAUGGUCUACAAGGCGUUUCAAUGGUUGUAAGAUCCCCCAUGUUGUUGAACUGGCUCUUAUGGAUUCGAAGGAUUCAGGCUACGAUUUAGAAGACUUUGGUCUAUAAGUUCCAGCAUUUGAUUAAGGAAGGUGGUGUUUACUCCAUAUCUUUCUUGGCUCCUGUGGUUAAUAGUGGUGACUAUAAGACUACAAAGCACCAGUACAAAGUUAAUUUUCUCUCCAACACUGAAGCUCAUCCCAUGAACCAGAACUCUAUCAAUUUUAGUCCUUUCUUAUUUGUUCCUGUCCGUUCCAUUUUGAAUCUCGCUAUUGAUGUAAAUUAUUUAGAGGAUGUUCUUGGAAGUCUUAUUGGAGUUGGGAAUGAAAAGUCUUAUGAGAGUGAUCAUGAUAGUAUUAAGAUGAAUGUCAUUGAGAUUGAUUCAGAUGGUGCUAAGAUCGAAUGUGCAUUAUUUGGAGAGUAUGUGGAUGAACUGAAUCGUUAUUUAAGAUUCGGUGAUAUCUGCAACACAACUGUUGUUAUUCAGUUGGCUAAAGUGAAAACUUUUCGAGGAAAAGUCUGUCUGCAGAAUGUUCAUGCUGCUACGAAGUUGAAUUUUAACCCUGAGAUUGAAGAAGCUCGAAUCUUGAAACAGUUGUAUUCUGAUACUAUUGAAGAUGGCUUUCAAGUUUUGACUCAGAUUCCUGAUAAUUGCAAGCUAUCAUAUGAGGAUGACUUUUUGGUUGUUACUCCUCGGAAGACUAUUCAAGAAAUGAAGUUAUGCGUUGAGAACUCUGUUUGUGUUGUGUCUGGUACUAUUAAAGAUAUUAUCGAUGUUGAUGAUUGGUGGUAUAUUGCUUGCAAAUGCAAUAAAAAAGUUUAUCCUGAUGAGAAGAUGUACUUCUGUGAGAACUGUAAUCGUCAUGUUGUUGUUGUGUUUCAAAGGUAUCGUGUCGAAGUUAGAGUCUCAGAUGAAGUUGAUGAUGCUGUGUUUGUUCUUUUUGAUAAAGAGUGCACCACAUUACUUGGAAAACCAUGUGAUGAGAUGAUUAAUGUAAGACCUGGAUUUUGAUUAAUUUCCGACUCACGCGUGAAUCAGUGUAAGCGUGAAAAGAGUUUGAUGUUUGAGAAAGAUUAAUGAAGAAGAAAGUUCAGGAAUUGCUUGAGGAA
Molecule: messenger RNA, 1647 nt
Organism: Lotus japonicus
Lineage: Eukaryota; Viridiplantae; Streptophyta; Magnoliopsida; Fabales; Fabaceae
Exons: 7
Coding region: 740-1549 (269 amino acids)
Source: RefSeq, a predicted model, not a curated record